AUGGCGCGCACGAAAUACACCACACGGAGCGCCACCGCUACCAAGGCGCGGGGCCAGAAGCUCGAGGAAGUAGCUGUCGACAACGCAAAGGUCGCCAUUGCAGAGGAGAAUGUCGCCGCGGACGAGGACGAGUCAUGGCUCCUCCUUCCCGAGCCUGUUUCCGCAACCAUCGCUAAGCCGGCCGACAAAGUCACCCCGAACGCCAUUACUCCAGGAAAGACUGCCGUUAAGGCCAAGAAAAUCAUCCUCCAUCUUCCGCCUGCUCGCGUCCUUCACCACUUGCAAAUCCUCCCCGUCGAUGUGAUCAUCAGCGACAUGACUGAUGCCAAUGGAGGAAUACCGCCCUCCUCAGCGGAGAUCCUCGCCGAAGCGGUCAAGUGGUUCAAGCACGCCUAUAGGACUGGCACCAGCCCCGCUGUAGUCAGAAGCGCCGCACAAACGAUCUUGGAGCGAUUGGAUACCGUCAUCAAGGGAAAUCCAGCAUAUAUGCACAACAUCCCGCGCGGAAUGGCCUAUGAGCGCCUGGAACUGCAGAGGAAGUUCCUCCGCGCUAUUAUCCAAAUCCAUUGUGGUAUGUUGGGCUCCCUAGAGGUCUUCGAUAUGAUCGUCGCUCGCGAUUAGGCUCCGUACCCAUACACUAUCGUUCACCUUGUCACCGACCGAGACGUGCCCCGCAGAUCGCAUCAGUUUGAGUUACGAAGAUUUCGUACUAGGAGAGUGGCAACCGUUGCCAUUGACGACGAGAUUUUGCGAACAUAUUCGAUAUUGAGGGUGCCAUCGACGGGAGUUAUGUGUCAGUGGACGGAGGGGAUAUCUAUCCUGGGUUUGCGUUUGGGGAGAUGGAAGGCAUACUAUGGAAUGGAUUGGUUUAAUUGGGAUGUGAUGGAAGUCCAAUGGAUUGCGGUGGGAGUAGCAUCAAAUCCUUCUGCUUCGUUCUCCGGCGUUAGGG
Neurospora tetraspora is the source of this 949-nucleotide messenger RNA. RefSeq lists its product as uncharacterized. The transcript is spliced from 4 exons. Bases 1 to 621 code for a protein of 206 amino acids. NCBI's taxonomy places the organism in Eukaryota, Fungi, Ascomycota, Sordariomycetes, Sordariales, Sordariaceae. The record is from RefSeq and is a predicted model, not a curated record.